AUGGGUAUAGAGACUCAUUUGGAUCCGGAAUUUUCGCAUCGGGCCAGCCGUUCCAUGAUGAAACAAUUCUCCCAGGAGAUUCACUCGUGGGUUAGUCAUCUCUCAGAGAACCCGAUCAGAAAGAGCUCCCAGAAAGAUGUAUUUAUGCAGGAUGUAAAGAAGAGGUGCAAGGAUCCGUCCUUGAGGUCCAUCGCGAUCAGCAUCUAUGGCGAGACGUUUAGCGAAGAGAACUACGCGGCUUUGAGUGCCAUGAGCGAACUCCACGAGAAGAUCAUUUUCGUCGCGUUUCUCAAUAAGCGAGUGAUGUCUAAAUGGUAUAACAAAUUGCCGACUGCUGAAAAGCGACUGAUGGACUCAUUCCAGACGCAGUGGGAGGUUUUCAACCUCGCCCAGAUCAAGCUGGCAAGAGAGGAAAAGCUCUCGUGUCCAGCAGAAAAGAUCUACGCAGGUGUCGAAGCCGGCGAUAUAAGCCUUCCGGAGCACUUAGCGAAGGAUCAAACCAUGCAGAAAAAGCUCAGGGCUGAGAUUUCUACCCACAGAGCCCAGCCCGGCUAUACGCUGGGGGGCUAUAUUGGCAAACAGAACACCCUACUGCAUUUCUCGCUGCUGGAGUCAAUUCACGUUACCCCUGCUAUGUACUUCACCCUACCGGAAUAUAACGCCAGCCACAAGCGCAUUGGGGGAUUCCACAUUCCCGCUCACACGCCAACGAUCGUGGACACGCUGAUGCUUUCCGCCCGGAGCGGUUUUUUUUGUCUGGACCCCGCGCGGUAUCGCUUUGGGUUUGUUCGCUGGGGGAUCGGACGUGACAAGUGCCUGGGCAAGAAUAUGGCAGAGGUGAUUCUGAAGCUAGCGAUUCUGGCUGUGACGGACAAGUAUACGCUACAUGUACCCUCUGCACUGCCUGAUCAAGGAGAGAAAUCGGAGGCUGGCUUCACGAUCAACCGGGACGUGGAAGUAGAAUUCAGACCCGCCAUCUAG
Molecule: messenger RNA, 981 nt
Organism: Aspergillus nomiae NRRL 13137
Lineage: Eukaryota; Fungi; Ascomycota; Eurotiomycetes; Eurotiales; Aspergillaceae
Product: cytochrome P450 monooxygenase
Exons: 6
Coding region: 1-981 (326 amino acids)
Molecular function (GO): monooxygenase activity; oxidoreductase activity, acting on paired donors, with incorporation or reduction of molecular oxygen; iron ion binding
Source: RefSeq, a predicted model, not a curated record